Marasmius oreades (fairy-ring Marasmius) is the source of this 1668-nucleotide messenger RNA. RefSeq lists its product as uncharacterized. NCBI's taxonomy places the organism in Eukaryota, Fungi, Basidiomycota, Agaricomycetes, Agaricales, Marasmiaceae. Gene Ontology annotation, cellular component: membrane. Gene Ontology annotation, molecular function: magnesium ion transmembrane transporter activity. The coding region runs from base 102 to 1460 and encodes 452 amino acids. The record is from RefSeq and is a predicted model, not a curated record. Gene Ontology annotation, biological process: magnesium ion transport. The transcript has 7 exons.
CCUAUUGUCUCAACGGCGCUGGACGCAAGUCGAACGGCGAAAACGACCACCAGGUCUGCGGCUUCUAGCACCUUCUCUCCUUUUACUACGAUAUCGCAACCAUGGGCGUGGACGACAAGUGGAUUGGCCUUGCUUUAGCCAUCUCCAGCUCAAUGGCAAUUGGAAUGAGCUCUAUCAUCACCAAAAAGGGACUGAAUGCAGCAGCAGCAGAUAAUACAUACGGAGACGUAGCUUCUGAUACUUUGUCUUACCUCAAAAAUCCUAUAUGGUGGGCGGGAAUGUCUACACUAAUACUUGGCGAAGUCGCGAAUUUCGCAGCCUACACGUUCGCUCCGCCUAUCCUUGUCACACCGUUGGGUGCACUGAGUGUUCUCAUUGGUGCUGUAUUAGCUUCAUUCCUUUUGCACGAAGAGUUGGGUCAUCUCGGACGGGUUGGAUGUGGCCUUUCUCUGAUUGGGUCAUUGAUCAUCGUACUCCAUGCCCCAGAAGACACCCCAAUUGAUACUGUUGAUCAGAUUCUGGGUUAUGCUGUUCACCCUGGCUUCCUCCUAUACAUCCUUACUGUCCUUGUGUUUUCCAUGGUUAUGAUCUAUAGCAUCUCGCCACGCUACGGACGGUCUAAUCCCGUCGUCUACAUAUCCAUUUGCUCGUUGGUCGGCUCAGUUUCUGUCAUGGCCAUCAAAGGCUUUGGUGUCGCAGUGAAGCUCACCUUCAGUGGCAAAAACCAAUUCAUCUAUCUCAGUACCUACGUCUUCGGGAUUGUCUCCCUUUUGUGCAUCCUUGUACAGAUGAACUACUAUAAUAAGGCCUUGGACACAUUUUCUGUGAAUAUCGUCAACCCCAUGUACUACGUCGGCUUCUCCUCAGCAACAAUCGUUGCAUCCCUCAUCCUUUUCCAAGGCUUCAAUACUGAUGACACCACCAACACCGUGUCGCUUCUCUGCGGUUUCAUCGUCACCUUCCUUGGUGUUCAUGUUCUCAAUCUUUCCCGCAAAGAACAAGAAGCCAUUGCGGAUGCUCCCCAAGCGAUUCCAGGUCACCGACGCCGGGUUAGCUUAACUGGACGCUUAUCCAUCGACGGAUGGCACGGUAUCGUUGAACAUCACAGCUCUACCCCUGGCCCAGUUGGCGGUCACGGCCGCCGAAGCUCAUUAUACCGUGCACAAAGCCAUACCCUAUUCAAUGCUUUCGAAGGUAGUGAUGAUGACGUCAGAAGAGGAGGCGUUCGAGAAAGUGUUGGUUUGCAUCAGUUGCGAGAAGAAGAUGAGUACGACGAGCAUGAAGAUGCGGAUGAAAGAACCCAUCUACGGUCUUCUACGCCGAGGAAUGGUGGGCUGCAAGCUUCUGCUGGGAGACAUACACCGAGGAGAAGUGGUUCUGGAUCACCGGUAAAUCCCCAUAGUCAUCAAGCACAAUCCUUGGGAGACGUGCGGUUGUCGCCUAGUCCUAGACCUGUAUGAUUCUUCUAGUCAUGGGGGGGAGGGGGUCAGCAUGGACGUUAUUUAUCGGCAUCGAGUACUUCUUUAUUAUCUCUAUCAUACAUAGACACAGGGAACACUUACGGACCGCAGGGGUACCCUUUCGCUUCACGUCCAUGUGGCUUCCCUCUACGUAAGUCUAACUGUUUUCCUCUCAGAAAAGAGAAACACAGGCGAACUACUGAUGAGC